Malassezia pachydermatis is the source of this 2568-nucleotide messenger RNA. RefSeq lists its product as hypothetical. The record is from RefSeq and is a predicted model, not a curated record. Bases 1 to 2568 code for a protein of 855 amino acids. NCBI's taxonomy places the organism in Eukaryota, Fungi, Basidiomycota, Malasseziomycetes, Malasseziales, Malasseziaceae. The transcript has 3 exons.
AUGCCAGAAUACCUGCCGGUGAAGCAAAUCCCAUCGGCCCCUGGCCAUCAUGGUAAUCUCAAUGAAGAUCAGAAAAGCAAGCUGUCCUACAUGUGGGACUUGAUUUUCUCCGUGCUGAAGGAUCCCGAGAUGGCCAAACAAGGUCAUUUCGCUCCUGGUGACGAAAUCGCAUCGCACGAUGCGCACCUCAGCAAGGAAGACAAGGCAAAAGAGGCCAAGUCGCUCCAUGAAGAAGCUGAGGCGCUGAAGCAGCUUUUCAAGACACAUGGUGUGGACGAGUUCUAUGAGCAGCUUUGGUUCCUCUUUGGUCCCGACAUUCCGGAUAUGAUUCUGCUCAAGUUCCUUCGCGCGCGUAAGUGGAACGUGCAUCGUGCGUUUGCCAUGCUUUGCAAGUGUGUCAAAUGGCGCAUUGAGUCCAAAGUCAUGGAGUUGGUGAUCAAGGGUGACCUGGGUCUCGGCAAAGAAGAUGAGAAGUACGGCCUUCAGGGACCUGCAGCGAAGACGUUUGCAGCUGGUAUGACGGACAACCUUAUGCCUAUUAUCUACAUUCAUGUCGCGCGUCACAUUGCCAAGAUGCAGUCCGCUGAAACGAUGACCAAGUUUGUCAUUUCGAGCGCUGAGUCCUUCCGUUGCCUGGUAACCUACCCGAACGAUAAGGUUGUGAUCGUUUUUGACUUGACGGGCUUUGGUAUGAAGAACAUGGACUGGCACUCGCUUACGACGAUCAUGUCCAUCUUGGAGGCAUACUACCCGGAAACGCUCUCGAAGCUCUACAUUCACGCUGCUCCAUGGAUUUUCCAGGGUAUCUGGAAGGCACUCUCGCCCAUGCUUGACCCGAAUGUGCGUGCCAAGAUUGACUUUACUGGCAAGCCUGGCGAUCUUGAUUUGAUUCCUCUGAAUCGUCUUGAGGAAAAGCUGGGUGGUAAGCUGGUUGACCCUAUGGAAUGGACCCCGCCACAGCCGGGUGAGAAGAGCGGUAUGCCUCGCAACGACCCCACGUUUCAGAAAGCGUGGUCGGAGUACAUGUCCCAGGCUAAGAACUACGAAGAAAUCACGAGGAAGUGGAUCGCCACGGACGGCCAGGAUGAUCAGUUGUACGCCCAGCGUGACCUGGCUGCAAAGAAGACGCGUUUGGCCUGGUUGGAAAACGAUGAGAUUUUCCGUGGCCGUACGAUGUACCACCGUGCUGGUAUCAUUACGUCGGACUUUUUGUUCGACUGGACGUACAAGCAGAAGGAUGGCUCCGUUAUCAAGCACCAAGUUGGCGCUGCUCACACCAUUUCUGCCCUGAAGAAGGAAGUCGGUGGACGUGAUGGUGCCAAGCCAACCUCGUCGCAGUCGCAGCGCAGGAAGGCUACGGCUAGUCAGAACGACGACCACACGGGCGCUAUUGCUGGUGGAGCUGCGGCGGGUGGCGCUGUAGCGGCAGGCGCUGCGGGCGCUGCAGCGGAGAGCCGCUCGCGUCACCGCUCCUCUGAUGUGCCGUCACGUCGCACUUCGCGUGGACCGGACGGUACCGUGCAGCGCCAGCGCUCUCAGCGCGCUUCGCGUGAUCAGCCACGGGAGUCGGCACCACGGCAUCGUACCUCUCAGCCGCCUAUCGAAGAAGCGCCUCAGCGUCGCCGCGUUCGCCAGCCCGUCGAGGAGUCGCGUCCACGCCGCUCGCGCCAGGCUGUGGAAGCGCCGACGACCCGUUCGCGCUCUGCGAAGACUGGAGCAGCGGCCGGUGCUGGCGCGGCUGUUGCUGGCGGAGUGGGUGCUGCUGCAGCAAGCCGCCAUGCCGGCCGUAGCCAUGCGAACCAACCGGACCUGUCGUACCUCGACAACCGCGCUCGCUCGCAGCAGAGCUCUACGGCCUCGUCGAUUCGUUCAGUGAUGAGUGACGACGAAUUCGUUGAUGCCGACGACUUUUUGGACCAUGAGGAAGACCUGCCCCGCGGCUCCAUGGCAGCCCUCGGUGCCUCGUCGCGCGGCGCUUCUCGUGGCUCCUCGCGUCACCCCAUGACAGCAGCGCCGACAUCGUCGCGCGCUACGCGUUCGUCAGCGGCACCGACAUCGCGCUCACGCAACGGCACUGUGGCUGGUGGUGCCGCAGCGGCGCCUUUGUCUCAUCGCCGUCGUCCUGCCCAGGAUGAGGACGAGUACGAUGACGAUGAGUACGACGAUGAGGAGUACGAUGAGGACGAGUACGAUGAUGAUUUGAUCGAGGAGGAUGAGGAAGAAGAGGGCGACUAUGACGAGGAGUUUGAGGACGAAGAAGGGUACGAGGAGGAGCAGUCGGCGUAUGGCGCUGGCGGUAUGGCGGCUGGUGGUCGGCACCGCCCAUCAGCGAGUGCUGCACGCGGAAGCUCGGGCCGCGGUACUACGGCCGGCCGUCGUCGUCCCCGCCCUGAGGCCGAGAACGAUGCUCACCUUGCCGGCUUCCCCAACCUCGCGAAGCCUGACGCUCAUGAUACGAUUGCUGAGAACAACGAGAAGAUGCGUGAGCCUAUUGAUCCGAUGGCCAACAAGAAGAAGCCCAGUCUGCUCUCUCGCUUGAACUGCUUCAAGACAAAGAACGUAAAUUAA